AAAAAAUAAAAUAAAAUCCCUUUUUAGACUUUUAUUCUCUCAUUUCUCCGGUCAACACCUCCGGCCAUCCCCGUCGAUAUGCCGCCGGAAAAUCAUAUCAUCACCACCGUCCUCCUCCUCCUUUUCCUCCUCAUUCUCCUCCCCCUUCCUUCUCCGACCACCGCCACCACCACCGACACCCCCAAAUUCCGGGAAGCUCCAGCAUUCCGCAACGGUAAAAAUUGCCCAAUUUCAAAAUGGCCUAAAAACCCCUACGAUCCAUCAACUAUCCACAUCGCAAUGACUCUCGAUUACUCCUCCCCUUACCUCCGCGGCUCAAUCGCCGGCGUACUUUCCGUUCUACAACACUCUACUUGCCCGGAAAACACCUUCUUCCACUUCCUCGCCGUUCACCGACACUUCAAUCACCUCAACAAAACUAUCACCUCAACUUUCCCUUACCUCAAUUUCAACCUCUACAACUUUAACCCUAAUUUAGUCCGUCACUUAAUCUCCUCCUCGAUCCGCCGUGCACUUGAUCAACCCUUAAAUUACGCUCGGAUUUACCUCGCCGACUUACUUCCGGCCACCGUUAACCGGAUUAUUUACCUCGAUUCCGACCUCAUUGUCGUCGACGACGUCGAUAAACUCUGGAACAUUGAGCUCAACGAUCGGGUUUUAGGUGCCCCAGAAUACUGUCAUGCUAAUUUUACUCACUAUUUUACACACAAAUUUUGGUUUCACCCAACUUUCCCGAACACAUUCGAGAAUCGAACUCCGUGUUAUUUCAACACCGGAGUUAUGGUUAUCGAUUUGCAGAAAUGGCGAAAUGAUGACUAUACACAAAAACUUGAACAUUGGAUGAGAGUCCAAAAAAGGUACAGAAUCUAUGAACUAGGUUCAUUGCCACCGUUUCUAUUGGUUUUCGCCGGAAAUGUAAAGCAAGUGGAGCAUAGAUGGAACCAACAUGGGCUUGGUGGUGAUAAUCUUGAAGGGCAAUGUAGGGAUUUACAUCCAGGGCCAGUAAGCUUGUUACAUUGGAGUGGAAAAGGGAAGCCAUGGCUAAGAUUAGACUCAAAGAAGCCAUGUCCAUUGGAUAGUUUAUGGGCACCAUACGAUUUGUUCCGACAUCAAUCGUUGUUUUCGGAUAGCUGAGGGGAGUCGAACUCGAGAUAUUUGAUUAAACACUUCUUUGUUAGACAUGAUGAAUCGAACUGGAGAUCUUUGAUUACGACGUUUGAUGGUAGUGUGAAUAAUUGUUAAGAGUGAGCUGGUGAUAGUGAAACUGAGUUUGUAAAAAGACGAAAGAGGACAUAAGUGUGUAGGAUAGGGUGGUGUAGGAGGAAGGGUAGUUUUGGGAUUUUGAGGAGAAAAAGUUCAUCUAUGUUAUUGGUGGGGUUAAAGAGAAUUUUAACCGUUGGAUUGAGGUGAUGGUGGAUUUACCAAAAGUGUGGGGUCAUGGGGGUGACGUGGAAAUUGGUGAUUGGUGGAUGGGAUUUUGAUAAUAGAUUUUUGGAAGGAAGUAGUUGGAUUAUGGGAAGAUUCUUUGUGUUGCUUUCAUAGAUUUUUAUUUUUGUUGUUUGGAUGAUUUUAUAUGCACUUUUGUGUCCUACUUAAAUUAUUUGCCUUCUUUUUUUCCUUUGGGAUGUCAUUCAUAAAUCAUUAAAAAAAAAAAUGUUGUUUGAUA
Messenger RNA from Solanum verrucosum, 1666 nucleotides. Its product is annotated as probable galacturonosyltransferase-like 3. The coding region runs from base 79 to 1134 and encodes 351 amino acids. Gene Ontology annotation, cellular component: Golgi apparatus. Gene Ontology annotation, molecular function: glycosyltransferase activity. NCBI's taxonomy places the organism in Eukaryota, Viridiplantae, Streptophyta, Magnoliopsida, Solanales, Solanaceae. The transcript has 2 exons. The record is from RefSeq and is a predicted model, not a curated record.